AUGGCGGUCAUGGAAAGGUUCACCACUCAAGCAGCCCCCAACCAGCCAACUGACAACCCCGAAUUGGUCAUCAAGUCUCUGUCGUCCAAUAUUCGGGAGUUCUGCUACGAUCCGGAAAAUAGCCUUACAUUUGACCGUUGGUACCAAAAGUACGAGGACUUUUUUCUUCAAGAUGGAGCCAAGCUGGACGAUGCGGCCAAGAAAAAGCAGCAGGGGAAACCGCACAAUCAACCCUCGAAGAAAGGCAAGCAACAUUCAACUUUACCCAAGACACCGUGUUGGCAAUGUGGAGGUAUGCAUUUCGUCCGAGAAUGCCCCUUCACCUCUGCAAAUCCUGUGGGAGGACUGGACACAAAGAGGGAUACUGUAACUGUCUCUCAGCGAAGCAGCACAGCAAGGAUAAAUCGAUCGAUGGGAAGUUCGCUGUCAACAAUAUCAGCAGCGGACUACGAUGCAAAUUCAUCUACGUCCGUCAAUGGCGUGUAUAUCAAGAUGCAAUUCGUCACCGCUUCCGAUAUAACUGUCAAUUCAAAACCAACAUGGAAGAAGCUAGGACCUCUGCAGUUUGUCGGCGAAAUACAAUGCGACGUCACCAUGGAAAACCAAACCAAGUUUGGAACGUGUUAUGUCACCAAUCAACCAUCCCUCAAUCUUUUCGGCCUGGAUUGGAUUGAGCUGUUCGGACUGUCUCUUCCACUGUCAUCGAUCUGCCACAAAGUUCAGGCAGACCAUUCCGAACCGAUCCAGCAGUACAAGAAAGCGUUUCCCAAGGUGUUUUCCAACUCACUCGGACAUUGCACGAAAACUCGAGUCAAGCUGUUUUUGAAGCCAGACGCACGACCGGUUUUCAAGCCCAAACGCCCGGUUCCAUUCAUGUCCAUACCGAAGGUCGAAGAAGAAUUGACCACCCCAAUAGUCGUUGUCAAGAAGGCGGGUGGCAAAAACAGAAUCUGCGCGGACUACUCAACCGGUCUGAACGCUGCUCUAAAGCCGCACAAUAAUCCUCUUCCGGUGCCGGAUGACAUCUUCAGCAAGCUGAAUGGAUCCAAGACUUUUAGCAACAUUGAUUUGUCCGAUGCUUAUCUCCAACUUGAAGUGGACACCGAAUCAAAGAAGCUGCUCACAAUCAACACCCAUCGAGGACUUUACCGCGUUGAAACGUUCCUGGACGACAUCAUUAUUUUCAGUAAGACCGAAUCCGACCAUCUCAAACGACUACGAGCACUCUUCAACCGGCUGAUUCUCCAGCGGCGAAUCAAGUAUCUGGGCCAUAUUGUUGACGAAAAAGGUAUACACCCAGAUCCUUCGAAGAUUGAAACCAUCGCCCGAAUGCCAGUACCAGCAGACGUCUCAUAUCUCCGCUCAUUUAUUGGUGCGGUAAAUUUCUUCGGCAAAUUUGUACGCGCUAUGCACCAACUUGGGCGCCCUCUUGAUGCACUAUUGAAAAAGGACGUCAAAUUUAUCUGGUCUCAAGAAUGCCAGCAAGCUUUCGAGAAAUUCAAGACGAUGCUCCAAUCAGAUCUGCUGCUUACCCACUACGAUCCGAGCUUGGACAUCAUCGUUGCUGCUGACGCGUCGGAAUUGGUGCCGUCAUUAUGCAUCGAUUUCCGGAUGGUUUCUCAAGACAAUUGCUCAUGCUUCCUGAACGCUUACGUCAGCUGA
Molecule: messenger RNA, 1662 nt
Organism: Uranotaenia lowii
Lineage: Eukaryota; Metazoa; Arthropoda; Insecta; Diptera; Culicidae
Exons: 4
Coding region: 1-1662 (553 amino acids)
Source: RefSeq, a predicted model, not a curated record